ACUAAAAAGGAGAUGUACCAGAUCAUUGAAGGGGGAAACAUUCGGACCACAGGGGGAACGGGUGAACUGGAACUCACCAGGGGGAAUGCGGUGCGCCAUUAUCAUGCUCAAUGGGUUAGAGAUAGCGGCAGUAGAGGCUGAGCCAGUGGUCAAUAUCAUCUGGGACCAAGUCUGGGGCCGCGGGCCGCAGAUCAAUUUCAUUUUGGAAAGUGACGGACGUGAUAGGGUGAACGCGACUACUCGAUUAGGGACGACAGGAAGGAGGAUCAUCCAGGACACGGUGAUGGAGGAAGUUGUCGGAGGCUCCGCGCCCCAGGUAGAGCCCGAGGCCGGGGAACCCGAGAAAGUUUAUGGGAAGCCUAGGGAAGAAGAGCCCACAGACAAGGUCACCGCCGCUAAGAAAAAGUUUAGGUAUCAAAUCCCGAUCUUAACCAUGCCUGAGAUCGAUGACACCCUUAGCAAAUUGCUAGGAACCAUGGUGUCAGCAUCGUUUCAAACCAUGUUGCAGGCCAGCCCUAGGUUGCUCAAAGGGCUUAGACAGUUGUUGACUCGACGACGAGUAGAGAUAGACGAGAACCCCGAAUCACCGGAAGCAGAGAGAGAGGAGGAAGCUCUGCAAGAAGUUGCUAACCUUCAAAGGAAUCUCGAGGAUUUGGAGGAUCUAGAGAAGGCCAUUGCGGACAUCCGCCUGAGCUUGCCGGACCGAGAAGGUGGCGAGGUCAUGAGGGCACCACCUGGAACGAAGCUUAGCUUUCAUGCACUGCCCGUAGGAAAGCUGAAAGUCCAGAUCGGAACUCAUCAUACCGACACAUUGGUAGACGGGGGAGCGGAAAUCACUCUCAUAAGGAGAGACUUCGCAACGAUCACGGGCUGUACGGUGAACAAGGAAGUAACAGGGAGUAUCCGGGGAGCCGGUAGGGAAAUUCCGUUUGCUGGGUAUGUCACGAAAUGUGCAGUCCAGGUAGUAGUCAAGGAGUCGAUCUUGUCGUUUCAGCGGAUGACCGUAAUGGAGGAGACGGACCUCGACAUAAUCCUUGGAAGACCAUGGUGCGCCAAUGUAAAAAUGAUAGGGAUGCAUCUGCAUGAUGGCACAUACAUGGUAGAUAUAAAGGACCCAGUGACCGGCCGAGGGGAACUUCUCCGACUCCUUGGGACGGGAGGAGACCCUCCGAAGGGGAAGUUAGCAACGUGGUCGCCGUCAUUCGAAGAUAGCGCGCGGAAGGGGGCUUUUGUGCGAAUGGAAGGUAUGAGAGAGAGGGUAGAAAUUAUGAUUGAGGAGGCAUUCAACAAAAAGGAAUCGAUCAAAAUGGGCCUGCCUCAGAAGAAGAGAAGGCAGGAGGACGAGGUCUUAGGUGUCAUGGUGGCAGAAAAGGAGUCAGAAGUUGAGCUUGGAGCCACCCUGCCCAAGCGGAAAGAAGUGUGCAUGGAUGUACCUGAAGUCGCACUCGAGAUUCCCGGUUUGUUACAGCUCAUCAAGGCUAUCAGAUACCACAAAGUAGGAGUGGACUCGGCGGCAUUGGCCAAAUUCGAAGGAGAAGUGCAGAAGGGAUAUUGUCUGAAUGGAAAAUUAUUGGACGUGAUCCAGGCAAUACACGACGGACUAGCAGGAGGACAUCGAUCGUCCAAAGGAACUCUUGCGAAGAUAACGCCGCUCUAUUAUUGGCCAGGCAUGGCAGGUAUGGUCGCCACGUACUGCCAGACCUGCCUAAUCUGCCAGGAACGUAGCUCGGCACGCGUCUUCGAGCCGCUUAGACCAACGCGGGUGCUAGGGCCGGGACAUCUAGUCCACCUUGACCUUGAGGUUAUGCCUAUAUCAACGGAUGGGUACAGGUAUAUCCUGGAUGCGCGAGACAACUUGAGUGGGUUCGUGGAGGCGGUCGCUUUCAAGAAAAAGACAGGGAGAAGUGUAGCGGAUUGGGUAAAAGACUUCUACUUGAGGCAUCCCUUCAUCUGGAGGGUUAUAGCGAACAAUGAGACAAAAUUUGUGAACCAACAAGUGUUGGGAAUGCUUAAGAGGCUCUGCGUACCGAUCAAACUCAUCGAGCCAUAUCACCCGGAGGCCAAUGCACUUGUGGAAAGAGGGCACCGAACCUUAAAGAACACGAUUGUGAAGCUCGCAGCGGACAAUUUGGGGAGUUGGCCUAAGUAUUUUAAGCAUGCUGUCUUCUCAGAGAACAUGACACCUAAGAGGACAACGGGAUUUAUCCCAGCGGAACUUUGGUACGAAAGGGAGAUCGAUUUUCCCGUGGAAGCCUUGAUACCAACCUGGAACAGGUUAGAUGACGAUCCGCAUAUAACCACAGAGGAAUUGAUUAAGGCAAGAUGCCAACAAGUUCUUAGGAACGAGGAGGUCAUGGAAGACAUCGCCAACCGGGUACUAGACAGUAGAAUGGGACAAAGCAAGGUGGGACCAGGUUAAGAAUGUCAGAAAGGAGCCACUUCAGGUGGGGGAGAUAGUAUUGCUAAGGAACUC
Messenger RNA from Chara braunii, 2473 nucleotides. NCBI's taxonomy places the organism in Eukaryota, Viridiplantae, Streptophyta, Charophyceae, Charales, Characeae. The record is from the annotation of a GenBank genome assembly.